UGCACUAGCUUCUUCCGACUUCUUCCCUGACAGGGCGGGUGGUUGUCUUGGUGACUGCUCCCUAACGGUCUGGUGACCCCGAGAUACUUGUAGAGGGUUUGCAGCACUGAAGACGCCUGUGGUCCCUCCAAGUGUCCGAGAAGAUUGAUCCAGAAUAAUAAAAUGUCUCGAAAAAUGCCCAAGGAGUCAAAAAAAGUAAACAUUUCUAGUUCUCUGGAGUCUGAAGAUAUUAGUUUGGAAACAACCAUUCAUACAGAUGACAUUUCCUCAUCAGAAGAGCGAGAGGGUAAAGUCAAAAUCACCAGGCAGUUAAUUGAAAGAAAAGAAAUGCUUCAUAAUAUUCAGCUACUGAAAAUCGAGCUAUCCCAAAAAAAUAUGAUGAUCGACAAUUUGAAAAUGGAUUAUCUUACAAAGAUUGAAGAGUUGGAGGAAAAACUUAAUGAUGCGCUUCACCAGAAGCAGCUGCUAACUUUGAGAUUAGACAAUCAGUUGACUAUUCAACAGAAGGAUGCCAAGAAAUAUCAAGAACUAAUGAAACAAGAAAUGGAAACCAUUUUAUUGAGACAAAAACAACUGGAAGAGACAAAUCAUCAGCUAAGAGAGAAAGCUGGAGAUGUCCGUCGAAACCUGCGCGACCUGGAGCUGACGGACGAGCAGUAUGUGAAGCUAAAAUCCUUUCCUGAAGACCAGCUUUCUAUCCCCGAGUAUGUGUCUAUUCGGUUCUAUGAGCUAGUCAAUCCAUUAAGAAAAGAAAUCUAUGAACUACAAGUGAAAAAGAAUGAACUGUCUGAAGAACUCAGCACAAACAAAGGCCAACUGAAGCAGCUGACAGAGACAUAUGAGGAAGAUCGAAGAAACAACUCGGAACUUCAAAUCCGAUGUCAGCGCCUGGCCUUGGAAUUGGCAGACACCAAACAGUUAGUUCAGCAAGGCGACUACCGUCAAGAGAACUAUGACAGAGUCAAGAGUGAACGCGAUGCUCUUGAACAGGAAGUACUCGAAGUUCGGAGAAAACAUGAAAUACUUGAAGCCUCUCACAUAGCUCAGGCUAAAGAAAGAAGUGAAUUAUCAAAAGAGGUAACCACCUUGCAACAGACAGUCACGCUCCUGCAGAAGGAUAAAGAGUACCUCAAUCGCCAAAACAUGGAGCUCAGCGUGCGCUGUGCGCACGAGGAGGAUCGCCUGGAGAGGCUGCAGGUGCAGCUGGAGGAGAGCAAGAAGGCCAGAGAAGACAUGUACGAGAGAUACGUGUCAUCCAGAGACCAUUAUAAAACAGAAUAUGAAAAUAAACUACAUGAUGAACUGGAACAAAUCAAAUUGAAAACUAAUCUGGAAAUUGAGCAGCUUCGAAAUGCCUCUAGGGAAAUGUAUGAACGAGAAAACAGAAAUCUUCGAGAAGCCAGGGAUAAUGCUCUCGCUGAAAAGAACCGAGCGGUGACAGCCGAAAAAGAUGCUCUAGAAAAGCAUGAGCAGCUCCUUGACAGGUACAGAGAGCUCCAGCUUAGUGCAGAAAGCAAAGUAUCUGAAUUUCUCCAUCAGAGUAAGCUGAAGUCCUUCGAAAGUGAACGUGUUCAACUCCUACAAGAGGAAACUGUAAGAAACCUCACACAGUGCCAGAUGGAAUGUGAAAAGUAUCAGAAGAAAUUGGAGGUUUUAACUAAAGAGUUUUAUAGUCUCCAAAGCUCUUCUGAAAAACGCAUUACUGAGCUCGAAGCACAGAACUCUGAUCAUCAGGCAAGGUUAGACAUUUACGAGAAACUGGAAAAGGAGCUGGACGACAUAAUAAUGCAGACAGCAGAAAUUGAAAAUGAAGAUGAGGCUGAGAGGAUUCUUUAUUCCUAUGGCUAUGGUGCUAAUGUUCCCACAACAGCUAAAAGACGACUAAAGCAAAGUGUCCACUUGGCAAGAAGAGUUCUUCAGUUAGAAAAACAAAAUUCAUUCAUUUUAAAAGAUCUGGAACAUCAAAAGGACCAAGUAAAACAGCUUUCCCAAGAGCUUGACAGAGCCAAUUCACUGCUAAAUCAGACACAGCAACCCUACAGAUACCUCAUAGAGUCUGUGCGGCAAAGGGAUUCCAAGAUUGAUUCACUGAUGAAGUGUACAGCUCAACUUGAGAAAGACAUCAGCAAUCUAAAUAAAGAAAAGUCAGCCCUGCUGCAGAUGAAGAAUCAAAUGGCACUGGAUCUGGAACAGCUUCUAAACCACCGAGAGGAGUUUGCAGCCAUGAAACAGAUCAUCAUUAAUAUGUGUAGUAAACAUUCUGAGAACAACUUACUUCUUACUAAAGUGGAAUCAAAAGGUGUGACAGAAAAUCAAGCAUCUAAGAUUCUGAACAUGCCAAGAGAACAUGAAGACAAUGUGUUUAUACCGAAGCCAACGCUAUUUGGUCUUCGGGAUCUGAGGAUGGCCUGAUAGAAGCAGAUAGUAGCAGAUAGAAGAUAGCCAUGGCUGUCUGUGUGCUGCGACUUCCAGUGUACCUGCUGCUGGGGAACAAACCCAGGACUCUGUGCAUGCCAGACAAGCUCUCUGCCGUCAGAGCUGCAUCCCCACCUCCUAAUACUAGUAUGACAGAUACGUGCCACCAAGCCCACCUUUCAAGGUAUUUUGUUUAAAAACUCUCAUUUUCCUUUUUUUGCUAUCCAAUAUACCUAAGUUCAGCCAUAUUAACUACUUUACAUGUAUAGUUUAGUAGUAUAAAAUAUAUACAAUCUUGUAAAAUCUCUAACUUGAUCCUUUAAAUAACUCCCUUUUCUUCCUCCUUGCCAUUCUACAUUCUGCUCCUGUAAAUUUCACCAAAUCAGAUCUAUCUUUCUGUGGCUGGUUUAUUUUACUCAGUGUACUGUCUCUAAAACAACUUAGCUUUAGCUAAGCAUGGUGGUCCAUGGCUGUUAUCCCAGCCCCUGGGAACCAGAAACAGAAGGAUUACCCAGAAGUUCGGGGGCAUCCUGAUCUACCCACUGAGCUCCAAGCCAAAGAAGACCACAUAGUGAGACUCUGCCUUCAUCUCAGAGGAUAUUGCAUUACUCGCUGGGGUCACUGUCGUGCAUAUCCCUGACCGGAGCACAGGAGGAAGAUGAUCUGGCUCGAGGUUUUGGAGGUUUUAACUGUGACCACUCUGCUGUUUCCCAGUAUGUGAAGCAGAGAAUCAUAGCAGUGGAGGCUCGUGGCUAAGGCUGCUGAUGACAGUCAGGGAGCAGAGCCCAAGGCAGGGACCAGAUACAUUGCAAAACAGGCUCUGGUGAUGGUGACUUCCUCCAGCCAAGCCCCACCUCCAAAGUUAACACUACCUCUCAUGUAGUGCCAUCACCAGGGGACUAAGUAGUCAACACAUGAUCCCUUGGUGAACAUUUCAUAGUCAAACCAUAACCGUCAUUUAGAACUAUACACAUUCUUUUUAAGGUAUCUGUUUAUGCCUAAGGUUUACCUUAUUCUAUACAUAGGGUUCUGGGCAGUGGUGGCACACGCCUUUAAUCCCAGCACUUAGGAGGCAGAGGCAGGUAGAUCUCUCCGUGAUUUUGAGGCCAGCCUGGUCCAUGAGUUCCAAGACAACCAGGACUAUUACACAGAGAACCCAUCUCAAACCAAAAACCAAAAACCUUCCUUCUAUACACAUGGUUCCUACCCAGGUGCCUCAUAGCUUAGUAAUGAGAAACUGUGUCUGCACUAGAGCGUGAUGCACUAGAUAGAAACAAGCAUAGAAUAUUGGGAGUGUCAGGUUUGUCUUCCCAACUCUUGCUGACAGUAGUGCAAGACAAAUUACUGAACUGGAAGGGAAGAAGAUGUGGAAUUUUAUGUUAAUUUAGGGCAAAAUUAGCAGAUACUGAUGGAGGAGAAUUGACAGCUAUAGGAAUAGAUUGGAGAUGAUGGGACCCCUCGCCAUGAAAAAGAAUAAGGAAGAACACAUGCCAGCCAAUUGAAAGUAGCUAAAGAGUCAUAAAGGAAGCUGGAAGGGCACUUAAUUGCUUGUUUGCUUGCUUGUUUGCUUGCUUGCUUGCUUGCUUGCUUGCUUGAUUGAUUGAUUGAUUGAUUGCUUUUUUUCUUUUAGACCAAAAAACAAUCAAACCCAAAAGACAAAAAAAGCAAACAAACUGGGUCUCUCUGUAGAUUUGGCCGACCUGGAACUCUGUAGAUCAUGCAAGCCUAACUCCCAGAAACUUGUUAUCAGAGGCUGCUAGUUUGUUCCCUGCCACCCAGACUCUAAAUAAUCACACAGAAGCUGUAUUAUUUUCAAUACUAUUUGGCCAAUAGCUUAAGCAUAUUUCUG
This is a messenger RNA of Arvicola amphibius (Eurasian water vole), 4264 nucleotides long. It is a transcript of the gene Pibf1, whose product is annotated as progesterone immunomodulatory binding factor 1. Gene Ontology annotation, biological process: cilium assembly. The record is from RefSeq and is a predicted model, not a curated record. NCBI's taxonomy places the organism in Eukaryota, Metazoa, Chordata, Mammalia, Rodentia, Cricetidae. Gene Ontology annotation, cellular component: centriolar satellite. The coding region runs from base 163 to 2412 and encodes 749 amino acids. The transcript has 18 exons.